CCGACUCCUAAUGACCAUCUCGUCCCUAGGCCCGCGGGCCCUAGCGGCUGUGAGCGUCCGUGGAGCCCGCCGGCAGGUACCGGGGUGGAGAGAGGACACCGGCUGAUCCGCCCCUGCGUUCCCGAGGAACAUGCUCUACGGCAAGUGUGUGUGGACGGUGAUCGAGUACCUGGACCGCUUCCGACCCAACAUAGAUGUCCCUGAGCAGUUCUUGCUGGCCACAUCUGAAGCACUGCAGGGGCUGCACCCCCAGAAGCAGGCCUUCAUUCUGGACGUUCUCUCGGGGUGUCUGGAGCACCAUCAGAUGCUAACCAUCGUGCUGGAUGCCUUCUACCUGCGUGAGGGCCGCUUCUACCUGCAUGCCGACUGCAACCUCUUCCGGGUGAUCUGCUACCUGGCCACCUUCCAGCUGGAGGAGCUGGGCUUCCAGAACUUCCGAGACAUCAUCAAGUCGCAGCCUCUGGACAAGAUGUGUAAGUUCCUGCAGUUCUUCUUCAACCCCUUGAACCUGUGCACGUGGCUCCGGGACGAGUGGAGCCUCAUCUACACACCGGAACACGUGUCCAAGCACUGGAUUGGCGGCCUGCUGAGGUGGCAGCCCCAGGUGCAGGAGCUGAUCAGCCACCUCCAGGGGCUCCUGACCCAGCAGUCCCGCUCCCCAAGAUCCAAGGCCAAGCUCACGAAGCCCCGGGAGUUCAAGCUGACGGCCCCCAGGCCCCGCACCAUCCCCAUGCCUGAGCUGGUGCCUUUCAUGGCCAAGACCAGCGCUGUCCCCAAGAGCACCCACCAGCCACCCAGAGAGCAGCAACUGCUCAAGGUGACCAAGAGGCACAAUCGUCGGAUGGCUGAGGAGCUGCUACUGAGGGCAAAUUUGGAGGAGCCACGGUGUGCGCUUCCCAGGAGUCGUAAGGAGACCCCCGUGCAGGACGUCAGGAUGGAGUUGUGGCAAGAGCCAUCACCCAGAAUCCAGCAGACUUCGAGGCUGACCUUCUAUAGGCCUGACAACGUGACCGUCAAGCUGAACACGGCAGCCAUCCUGCGCGAAGGGUCCCUGUACCAGCGGCAGGUGGAGAAAGAGCUGCAGAGGGUCGAUAAGCUCGUGGAUGGAGCUGGGGACUUCUCCGAGUUCUUCAAGUGGCAGAAGGCCAUGAAGGCACAGGACCAGGAGGAGUGGCGGGCGGCAGAGGAGUGCAGGAGGCUGCGGGGAAAGCUGAGCCGCGAGGAGGCGCUACUGGCGCGGCAGCACCUGGUGCAGGAGAACAGGCGGAAAGCAGAGCAGAAGAAAGAGGAGACGGCGGAGCUGAUGCAGCAGUGCACAGAAAGGCGCGUGCAGGAGCAGGAGGUGCUCAGGGAGCGGGUGGAGCAGGUGCAGGAGGUCCAGAAGAACAUCAAGGUGGUGCAGUCCCGGCUCCUGAACUACCGACAACAGACAGUCCAGAAGGUGGUAGAGGAGAGCCGGGAGCUGCUGCAGCGCCGUGCAGAGGAGGCGCGUGAGGAGCAGCAGCAGCGCCGGGAGCUUGCCGUCCAGUUACACGCCCUGGAGACGAAGCCCGUGCGCAGGAACAAGCUCGUGGACCUGACUCAGACCCCGGGGUACGGCCUGGAAGGGGAGAUGUCCCUGGUGGAGCUCCGUGAGCGGUUGGCGCUGCUCAAGGAGACACAGCAGCGAACCGAGGUGGCGCGGCGGGACCAGAUCAUCCAGGACAAGCGAGCCAGGAGCCGGGAUCUGCAGGACGCCUUGGAGCUCAUCGUCCUGUGCAGGGCCGCCCAGGGCCGCAGGGCCGCCUUGAGGUGGGAGGAGGAGAAAGCGCGUCGCGUGGCGCCCUUGCGGGACGAGCGUGUGCGGGAGCUGCAGCUCGCGCUGCGGGAGAAGGCGGCCGAGCGCCAGCGGCUGGAGGCGCAGCUGCAAGUGCCGCCCGCGGAGUCGCGGGCCGCGCGCCCUCGACGACGGGCGCAGCAGGAGGCGCGGCACUGGCUGCAAAUGGAGCGGAGCCUCGAGCGCGGGCGGCAGGCGCAGCAGGCGACGGACUCAGCGUGUGGGUCGCCGCGCCGCCGGGAAGCUGCCUAGCCCGGGGCUUCCGCGCACCCACCGCUGCCCUGGACUCCGCCCCGCGCACUUCCACCUGCGUAGUGUUACCAGACUGUGGGACACGCAGCCUUGGCGUGAGACAGUCAUGUUCAACAAGUGCCCGCGUGUACCAUCGAAGUGAUGUGGGCAUUCUGGACUUCCUUGCGCUGCCGGGUCCCUUCCCUCUGGCACCCCUUUUUAGGAGCAUCCAGAGUCCCCUCCAUGCGCAGAACCCCGUUCUGGACCCGACUGUGCCGGAGCGCGGUGAUCUCGGCACGUUCAGUCUGCUGAGCUGUGGGGGUCAGGGACUGGGGCACACACACAAUGAGGCUCAAAGCAGACACUGUCCCUGCCCGAGGACUUGGGAGUCCUGGCCACUGCCCCUGCCUCUGCCCCCACAUCACUCUCACCUUUUGUCUAGCCUCGGGGAAGGAAGAAGCAGCGGUCAGACCUGGCCGCAGGAGGUGAUCAGGACCUGAUGUUCUGGGUGGGAGGUUCUGACCCUCAUGAGGCUAGCUUUAUGGCAUGGAAAUUCCACAUUCCACGUGGGCAGGGACAUGGGCCAGCUCCUGAGCUGGUGGCGGGUGGGGGGUGCACACCCCAGGAGAGAACAGAGCAGGGUGGGUUCUUCCUCUGCCCAUCCUGGGCAGCAGUGCGGGAAGCCAUUGGCCUAGCAAUUUCCUCA
Sorex araneus (European shrew) is the source of this 2753-nucleotide messenger RNA. It is a transcript of the gene CFAP99, whose product is annotated as cilia and flagella associated protein 99. Bases 131 to 2068 code for a protein of 645 amino acids. The transcript has 16 exons. The record is from RefSeq and is a predicted model, not a curated record. Lineage: Eukaryota; Metazoa; Chordata; Mammalia; Eulipotyphla; Soricidae.